This is a messenger RNA of Melopsittacus undulatus (budgerigar), 2101 nucleotides long. RefSeq names its product dystrotelin (gene DYTN). Gene Ontology annotation, cellular component: plasma membrane. Gene Ontology annotation, biological process: synaptic signaling. The coding region runs from base 59 to 2002 and encodes 647 amino acids. The transcript has 15 exons. The record is from RefSeq and is a predicted model, not a curated record. Lineage: Eukaryota; Metazoa; Chordata; Aves; Psittaciformes; Psittaculidae. Gene Ontology annotation, molecular function: zinc ion binding.
UUCGAUAUGUCUUUGCCUAGAAAAUGUGGGUUUUCACUUUAGUUUAUUUCGUUAUAGAAUGCCUAAUGCCAUCUGUUCAUUUCCAAUGGAUCCAGACUUGCAGGAGGCUUUCAAUGAUGUUCAGAGCUCCAUCUACAGAACAGCCCUAAAACUAAGCUCAGUACAAAGUCUAUGCCAGUUGGAUUUGAUUGAUGUUUCUCUGAUUCAGCACACCCUGUCAAGUGAACAGAGACAGAGGGAAAAGCAGAUUUCUCUGAAAGUGCAGCAGAUCUCUGGAAUGCUGACAGAACUGUUCCAAAGGGCAAGGUUAGAAAAACCAGGCCAGGUAGAUGCAAAAGCCGCUGAUUUCACAUUGAGCCUGCUAGCUGCCAUGUAUGACAGAUCUGGAACAGGUUAUAUCAAAGCUAGAUCUGCUGCAGCUGCCCUAAUUGCCCUUUCAAGAGACACUCUACUGGCUAAAUACAGAGCUUUCUUCCAGUUUUAUGCUGUCCCUGAUGGGAAGAUGGCCUUGAUCACCCGUAGUGCCCUGAGAAGCCUACUAACAGACUUGAAUCAGAUACCAGCCAUUGUGGGAGAAGGCUGCACUCUGUCUUGUGUGGAAAUUGCAACUCGCAGCUGUUUCCAUGGGGUUCUGAAUUCAGCAAUUGUUGAAGAAAAAUUCGUGUCUUGGCUAAGAUCGGAGCCUGCUGUUCUCCUGUGGCUCCCUACAUGUUACAGAUUAUCAGCCACAGCAAUGGUUUUGCACCAAGCCAGAUGUAAAGUCUGCAAAAUUUUCCCCAUUAGAGGCCUCAGGUAUCGCUGUCUGAAGUGCCUAAAUUUUGACCUUUGCCAAGUCUGCUUUUUCACUGGUCGUCUCAGCAAUCCACAUAAGAGGUCACAUCCUGUUAUGGAACACUGUGUGCAGAUGUCAGCAAAGGCGAAUGCAAAGCACUUUCUCCGCACCAUCAGAAAUAACCUGUUUCAAGAGCGCUGCAGAAGAAAGGAGUCUCAGAGGAGGGCUCUGGAGGCAGUGGAGGAGGCGUACUUCCAUACCCACAAAAAGACUUUUCCCCCUGAAGAACUCGGUGCUUCACCACUACCUGGCCCUGAAAACCUGUCUUUCCCAGUGGACAGACCUGUCCUAGAGUCACACAAGUUCAUAUCUGAAAACAGAACUGUAGUGCAGAAGAGUGAGAAUAACAUCAAGACACCAGAGCGAGGCAAGACAGAAACUCAGGCAAUAGCCUCAGCUGAAACAGAUGUGUUAAAAAUGCACGAAUCCAUUAGAAAUAUUCAUAAUGAGAGCAGGUACAUGAAGAAGCAGUUCAACAAGUGGAAGGGCAAAAUGCAACUUCUUCACAGCUGUCAGGAAGACAAAAGCUGCAAAAUAGAGGCAAAGCUCCAAAGCCUGAGAGCAAGCCAUGAAAACCUACAAAUGAAGUUUCAGCAAAUGAAGCAAGAAGUAAAGACAAUGUUCCGGUCAUCAGAGCAUCCUUUUAUACGGUGUCAAUAUAUGAUGCCAAGAAGUCCUCACGUCCUGCUGGAAUUGAAUCCUGCCCAAAUAAGGCCUAAUUCCAGGACAUGUGCAGACUGGAAAUCUUUGAAUCCCUCCAACUCUGCAAAUAGAAUGCAGCUUUUACAGACACCUGAAGUUCCCACUGCAGUGGACUUCUUCUCAGAAGACCCAUUGGAGUCAGCAUCCCUGCAGAGCAACAGACCUCAGGAUAAAAAAGCAAAAGAGAAUCAAACACAUAUGCCUGAAUUGACAAAAAACUCCUUCAGGGGCAUCAUGAGGAAUACAGUUCUUACUCCUAUUGCAGUGAAAAUACCACCUGAUGAGAAAGAAGCCAGUGAGGAAGUGGAACUGCAGCAGCUAGUGAUGAAACUAAAGGAUUCAGUGUCUCUCCAAGCCCAACCAGCUCAACAGUCUGCUUUGCAGCAGGAAUUCUUCUCUACAGCUGAACGUGUUAGCAGAUCCUUUUCUGACCUCAUCAACCAAGUGACUUCACCAGCUUGUAAAUGAUGGAAACUACCACUUGCCCUUACAGCUCCACUGAACUAUUGAAGAAACAAAACCAACACUGGGUAUAACUGCAGAACUAAUUUGACAACUUUGCUGCCU